Molecule: messenger RNA, 5350 nt
Organism: Lates calcarifer (barramundi perch)
Lineage: Eukaryota; Metazoa; Chordata; Actinopteri; Centropomidae
Gene: rai14
Product: retinoic acid induced 14
Exons: 21
Coding region: 335-3385 (1016 amino acids)
Molecular function (GO): actin binding
Source: RefSeq, a predicted model, not a curated record
CCGGGCAACAGCCGUUGAGUUGAGUUGAGUUGAGUUGAGUCCCGAGCGAGAGGCAGGCGAGAGUCCGUGAACAGCUCAACUUUUAAUGUAUGCGAGUCGAGUCGGGACAGUGUGUAGCUCCGGGCGCACUGUUUUCUUCUCCUUUAUGCACCUUCCUGCUCGACUAAGCUCAACAACGGCUCGCUGUUUUCUCACCGGUUCGGUAGCUAGUCUGUUUGGCACAAAAAGCGGUUGUGUGUCAGUCUCUUUUAUGUGUCCAGCCCUCCUGCGACUCCAACACAUAACAGGCCUUGACUGAGUGAUUGACUAAGUGACUGCAUGGACCAGACUGAACAUGAAGAGCCUUAAAGCCAAGUUUAGAAAAACUGAUGUCAACGAGUGGAACAAAAAUGACGAGCGCCUGCUUGCUGCAGUGGAGCAUGGCGAGGUGGAGAAGGUGGCGUCACUUCUCGCCAAGAAAGGUGCCAGCGCUGUAAAGCUGGAUAGCGAAGGCAAAUCAGCUCUUCAUGUAGCAGCUGCACGCGGUCAGACAGACUGCCUCUCUGUCAUCCUUGCCCACGGAGCAGACUUGUCAGUCACUGAUGCUGCUGGUUUUAAUCCGUUACACCUGGCCGCCAAGAACAAUCACAUUGAGUGCUGCAAAAAGCUCAUUCAGAGUAAAUGUCCUAUUGAUGCUGUAGACAGCGCAGGAAAGACUGCCCUGCAUCACGCUGCUGCCAGUGGGAACAUCCACUCCGUCCAACUGCUGUGUGAACUCAAAAGUCCUGUCAACCUGAAAGAUGCAGAUGGACUCACCUCCUUGCUGUUGUCAGCCAAACAUGCUCAUGCUGAAGUAUGCAGCACUUUGCUGGACUGUGGUGCCGAAAUCAACAAUUCUGACAACAGUGGCAGGACAGCAUUGAUGCUGGCUAGCGAGUCCAACGCAGUUUCUGUUGUUGAUGUCUUGGUUCACCGAGGAGCAGAUCUGUCAGCUGUAGAUUCACAAGGCCAUGAUAUCAUACACUACGCCAAGCUGUCAGGAAACUCAGACAUCAAAACUGCUCUCACAGCUGCCCUUAACAAACAGCAGAUUUCAGAUGCAAAGUCUCCUAAAAGUCCUCAGCAUGAUCAAGUAGCUAAGCUAAGUGAUGAACGGAUCACAACUCCCAAAAAACGAAAAGCACCUCCACCUCCUAUUAGCCCACUGCAGAGCUCUGGACCCUCCUCUCCUUCUCUCAUUACCUCCACUGGGACUCCUGCAUCUGACAAAAGUGACACUCCCAAGAGAUUCAACUACAAGGAUGAGGUUAGGGGAACAGUGCUGAGAGAGGAGGUUGAGAAGCUCCAUGAGGAGAGAAACAUGUUGCUGGAAACAAUCGAAGACCUGAAGCAGACAGUGGAGCAGACGGUGACUGGUCCUGAGCUGGAUACAAAGGACGAGCACAGUUUUACUGCAUCUGCAGCUCUGGUUUCUGCUCUGCAAGCCAAGAUUACUGCUCUUACUUCGGAGAACCAGCAACUUGCAAGCAAACUUAAGAAACAUCCGUCCCUCCAAGGAAAUGAGGACCUGACGGAGACCAGUCGUCCAAACAGCAUGGCCUCCAACUCCUCCUUCCACUCCACCCAGGAUGAGUUUGAUACACUGCCACCAGUCCCCUCCACGACCCAAGUGGAAAGGGAAGACGGCUCAGUAGGUGUUUCUGUCAGACAGGAGGAAGAGGAGAGCGAGAGAGGGAGAGGAGGAAGCAAAGAGGAGAUCAGACUGUUGAGACAGGCUCUAGAGAGUGUUCAGAUGAAACUGCUCGAAACAAGGAAGGAAAACCGCUCACUUCAGGCUCAGCUGAGGGAGAGAGGGAGCGAAAGAGGGGACGAUGAGGGAGUGAGGGAGAAAGGAAGAGAGGAAGAGUUGAUGGAGAGUCUAGCAGAGCUUCAGGCAAAGCUGACAGACACUCAGGAGAGAUACCACCAAGCUGUGGAGGAGGUGGAGGAGCUGAGGGUGCAGGUGGGAAGAGAAGGAGGCGAGUUGAUGGAAAAAGAGGAGGUCCAGAGACGUAUGUCAUCCACACUUGAGCAUGAAGUAAAACAGCUGAAAGCCCAGCUCGUCCAGUCAGGAUCUGAGCAAGAGAAAGCAGUUCAACAAAUCAGACAGCUGGAGGAAGCGCUGAGGAGGACAGAGGAGGAAAGACUGAGCGUGAAGGAGAAAGAACAGAGGACUGCUCGGAUUGAGGAGCUGUACAAGGAGGCACAGGAGGAGAUUAGGAUGCUCCAGGAGGCUCUUAGGGGCACAGUGCCUGUUGAAGCUGCAGCCAAAGACUUUGAAGACAUGAAGGCUGAGCUAAACGAGGUAAUUGCUGGUCUGCAGCGCCGCCUGCUGGAACUCUCACACUCCUUCAGUGAAACCAAGAGUCAGCUAAGUGCUGCUCAGAAACAGCUGGCUGAUGCCCAAGCCGAGAGCAGUGCACCGUCAUCUCCCUCUUUGGAACAACAGCAGCAGCAGGUCCAGGUGCUGAACAGCAGGGUGGAGGAGCUGCUGGUUCUGCUAACCGACACGGAGAAGAAGUAUUCGGCUGCUCAGGAGGAGAUUUCAGUGCUGAGGCAGGAGGCAGAAGCUCAGGCACAGAGCUCUGUGGCCCUCGCCGAUCACACUCAGGUGAUGUCAUCUCUGGGAAAUGCCAUCAAAGAGUUGGAAAGCCAGUCAGAAGUCCUGAAAGAGCAGCUACACCAGAAGACCAUGCAGGUGGAGGCUCUUCAGAACAGACUGACCGCAGAAAAAGAUGUCACCCCAGAUGAUUCUGUGUCCCGUCUUGAGCAUGACACCAUGCGAGAGCAACUGGAGGGCGAGGUGAACCACCUGACGCAGCUCCUCCAGGGGGCCCUCAGGAAGCAGGAUGAGAUGGCUCUGGAGGCUGCUGAUGCAUGGCAGAAGGCACGGGAGAAUCGUGCAGAGCGUGAAGCCCUGCAGGAGCUGGUGAUGUCGAGGGAGAAGGAGAACCAGACGCUGUCCUCCAGGCUGGCUGAGUCCCAGGAUGCUGUGUGUCAGCUAAAACAGCUGGUGGAGAACCAUGUUGCCUCUGAGAGAGAAAAGAACAAGAGGAUAGAUGACCUGUCACGGGAGGUGGGGAAGCUGAAAGAUGCCUUAAACAGCCUGUCACAGCUCUCUUACAGCUCUGGUUCACCCUCCAAGAGACAGCAGCAAAACCAGCAGCUGGAGACGAUGCAGCAACAAAUCAAACAACUGCAGUAUCAACUAGCUGAGUCAAAGAAGCAGCACAAUGAGAUAGUGUCAGUCUACAGGAUGCACCUCCUCUAUGCUGUCCAGGGUCAGAUGGACGAGGAUGUCCAGAAAGCCUUGAAACAGAUCCUGAUGAUGUGCAAGAUGCCAAGCCAAGCCAAGGAGGCCUGCUAAGACACUUAGGGCCUGGUUUCCCAAUAGCAUGUUGUGACUGAGGUGAAGUGAAUUGCAGCUGCAUCCGUCACCACAUGUCCUCCUGUCCGAAUUCAUGCAUCUCUUGUGCCAAUUACAAGCAAGGCCAACACAUCGUGCCUCUGGAUAAACCUCAAGUUUUUGUAAAUGAGGAAUAGGUUUACAGUCAUAUGUUCAUUGCUAUAGCUUUUGCCAUUUUGGCCCAUUAAAAUCUAAUGGUCAUCAGUCUUAGGAUGGAAAAUGUUUUUGGGAAACACCAGCCCAGCAUACAGAUACUGUACAUCAGCCAACUGACCAUUCAAAUGAAUGGAGGAGCCAGGUGGUUAUUUUCUGUUUACCAGCCAGAGAUAUUGUAUGUGCACAUACACACUACACUGAAAAUGUGCAGUAACCUUAAAUCACAUGCAGUUGCACAAGUGUGAUAACGCAUAUGUGCGUGUAGUCAAACAUAAACAUGCAUGUAUGUGUGCACUAAUCAGCCCGAGUUUGACGUGGUUUGUUUCUGUUACGUUCGCUUAAAGAGAGAAAUGACUCAGAUGGUGCAGCUGUUACUAGUAUCGAUUUUAUGAUACAACAGUGUUAGUUUUUAUUUUACUUGUCUAAAUGUUUCAUGGUUGUCCACAAUUCCCUGAUACCAUCUAAAUUAUUUGUUUCCUGAUAACAAUGCAUGUGACUUUGCUCAGCGCCUGCCCAAAUCACAUAGAAAUGUUUUUUGGCUGCACUUCUAUGAAGAAAAGCAUGAUACAGUUUAUAUUAAUAUUUUCCUAUUAGCACAAAAAAAAUUGCUAAAAAUGUAUUUUACUUGUAUUACUUUGUUGUGUUUUCUAAGUUACUGUACGUAAAUGAAGAGGUUUGAUAGCUGUAUUUUUGAUGGCCUUAUUUUCUGUGUGUUUUGUGUGAAUGAGAAGCUUUUUCCUCCUAAUAUAACAACACGCUAUUUGAUCUAGUGACACCUGAUUUAGUUUACUUUCCUGUUAGUAUUCAUAUUUUACAGGUAGGGGGGCAGACUAUAAUUGUUUACUGUAAUCACAAAACAAAACAUUUCAUUUAUAACAAAUACCCAACAGUAGGGGCUCGGUAUUUUUAUCUUUAUGACUCAGGAUAGAGUGAAGGCAAGAUUUUGUAGUUCUUACAUUUCCUCUCCUCUUGUCUACUCUCAUUUUGCUCUAAUGUCUUUUGGUCUUCUCUUACUUGAAAACCAUGCAAAAUGUGUUGGCUGAAAGCAAAAAUGAGUUUUGCAUUAAAUAUUUGCUCUGUCUUGUGUCAUGUACCUGCACUUAAUAAUCAGACGGUGUUUUUGCAGCUCUGCAGUACUUACAGUUACAGUUAAUUACCAUCAAUAUCAAUAAUUCUGUUGUUACAGAUGCUAAUUUCAUUUUUCUCAUCCGAUUAUUAUUUUAGUCUUUUUUGGUUGUAAUUGCUUUCAGUGUUACCUUGUAGGUAUGGAUGUACAAUGUACAGUCUUGGAGAAUACACUUCUUUGAGCAUAUCUUCGAGAGGUUUCUGUGUUUCCACAUCACACUCCUUUGCCUUAGUACUGUACUUAGAGCCAUACACUCUUUUUACUGAACAACUUUUGAGACUAUUCAAAAUACACUCAACACUAACGCUGUUUAACUGGAGUGAGAUAAAAUGAAUUUGGAUCUGACUGACUGAAGCUCCCACCCUCAUUUCUCACUCAGGAACUUUUUUUUACUGAACAUGAUUUACACCAAACUGAGAUUUGUUAGACCCUUGAGUGGAGCCUUUGCAUGUCUUUAUUUCGUAGCCUCUAAGAUAUUAUACAACUUCCUCUCUCUUGACUGAAAUGUUUUGAACAAAGAAAGGGAAAAGAGAGAAACAACUUUUCUGUUGUUUCUUCACUAAUGGUUUUGUAGUGACAUGAAAAAAAUGCUUUUGCCAACUGCUUUUUUGCCCACAUUAAUAAAUUUUCAAGAUUCUGCACUA